UCAUUUACGUUCGCACGUUUUCUUGUCCAGUAAAUCGGCACCGGUCUGGGAGUGAUACAGGGUGAAGCAUUGUUAUACUGAAGGCUGAUAACGAGGAAUCACCAACGUCAAAUAUGGCAAAUCCGAAGGUUUUCUUUGACAUCGCUAUGGACAGCAAACCUGCCGGCAGAAUUGUCAUGGAGCUGAGGGCUGAUGUUGUCCCAAAGACUGCAGAGAACUUCCGUGCCCUCUGUACUGGGGAGAAGGGCUUUGGCUACAAGGGGUCCUCCUUCCACCGUGUCAUCACUCAAUUCAUGUGUCAGGGUGGUGACUUCACUAACCAUAAUGGAACUGGAGGCAAAUCCAUUUAUGGAAACAAGUUUGCAGAUGAGAACUUCACUUUGAAGCAUACAGGGCCUGGCAUCCUGUCCAUGGCCAACGCUGGACCCAACACCAACGGCUCCCAGUUCUUCCUCUGCACGGUUAAGACCGCAUGGCUGGACGGCAAGCACGUUGUGUUUGGGCAAGUUGUCGAAGGGCUGGAUGUUGUGAAGCAAGUUGAAGCCUGUGGCAGUCAGUCAGGCAAGACCAGCAAGAAGAUCACCAUCGCAGAUUGUGGCCAGCUCUGAGUCCCAACUGCGUACUGAUGCCCUGCCCCACCGCCACAAAACAAUUAUCCUCAUUAUUCCUCAUCUUUUCCUAGUAUGAGUAUUCUGCAUUUGGCUGGCUUCAAGACUUGUAAAUGCAUCAUUGUUUAUAAUGAAUUGUUUUAUUUGAUUUGACCCCCCCCCCCCCCCCCCCCACCUGGAGAAAAUAUUGGGCACCCUGUGCAUUAACUCUGCAACAAUCUUUUGAAUAAACAAAAUGAUUCCAAUCUUUGAA
Molecule: messenger RNA, 861 nt
Organism: Conger conger (European conger)
Lineage: Eukaryota; Metazoa; Chordata; Actinopteri; Anguilliformes; Congridae
Product: peptidyl-prolyl cis-trans isomerase-like
Exons: 5
Coding region: 114-608 (164 amino acids)
Biological process (GO): protein peptidyl-prolyl isomerization; protein folding
Cellular component (GO): intracellular membrane-bounded organelle
Molecular function (GO): peptidyl-prolyl cis-trans isomerase activity
Source: RefSeq, a predicted model, not a curated record